Messenger RNA from Diprion similis, 9377 nucleotides. RefSeq names its product FH1/FH2 domain-containing protein 3 (gene Fhos). NCBI's taxonomy places the organism in Eukaryota, Metazoa, Arthropoda, Insecta, Hymenoptera, Diprionidae. Gene Ontology annotation, molecular function: actin filament binding. Bases 196 to 7212 code for a protein of 2338 amino acids. The record is from RefSeq and is a predicted model, not a curated record. Gene Ontology annotation, biological process: actin filament network formation; cortical actin cytoskeleton organization. Gene Ontology annotation, cellular component: cytoplasm; cytoskeleton. The transcript is spliced from 24 exons.
GCACCUUCUUACGGCAGGACUGUUUCCGGGUCCCUGCACGCCUCAGAAUCUGUGUCGAAUCCGGCUACCUCAUCCAGGUACAGCGCGGCGGGCACUCGGUUUGGUUUGACGCCUCGAAGCAGUUCGGAUCACGUUCCAACAGCCAUCAGCUACUCCGGUUCGGACAGAUUCCGAGCUUCAAGUAGUAAACGGUCAAUGACUCCACUGAAGGAUGACGUAGUUUCAUGUGUACCAACGUCGCGUGGAGAAGGGCCUGUGCGGAACGAUGUUUCUUCGCGAAAGACCGAGGCCAACCUGAAGACGUGCGAGAAAUCUGACACUGCCAACAGUCAGUCUUAUAACGAUCGAGCGGGUGAUGAGGAGGAGGCGCAGGAAGAGGAGGAGGAGGAGGAGGAGGAGGAGGAGGAGGACGAAGAGGAAGAGGAAGAAGAGGAGGAGGAGGAAGAGACAGAGGCGGAGGAAGUUGAAACUGUGACGGUUGUAACACGAGGAACGUCGCCUUCGUCAUCAGCCGCAUCGUCUUACGUUCGAACUCGAAGAGCUGACACUGCCAAAAUGAUAGAGAAAGAGAUAACCAGGCCGAAGCGGCGGCCCGAGAUGAAGGACGAAGAGAUGCAGUCCGACCGGAUGGACGAUACGGCGAGAUUUUCACGGUAUGGAGGGGGCAGAGUUACGGUGACCCCGUGGACCUCGUACCUGGGGAAGUAUUCGCCAAAUUCGUCAAACUCCUCCGGCUACACGUCACGAAGUUACGGCACCGGGAGUGCGUCGUCUUCUCUACCCUCCAGGAUCGGUGGAUUCGGAUUUUCGAGGUCAGCCGACGGUCGAGUCGCGUCGCCAAGUGUCGGCCAAGAGGCUCAAAAAGUGCCAAAUGAUUCUAGUGCCAAAGUACAAAGUAGCGAACAGCGCCCUAGCAGUAUUACCAAGCCCUCGUCUCCGCACGGGCCUAGUCACUUUAAUUCUACAACAAACGUUGCGAGGACCACCGUGUCCGUUCCCAGUUGCGAAGAAUCCUCCGCAAAGGCGGACGGGCUUAGCUCUGGUUUGCAGAGUGGUCAAAAACCCGACUCACUCUACGAAGACGAGAGCUGUUCGGUAUCAAAGAGUUCCAUACCAAAAAUCGAAGCAACAAACCAAAGAACAAGUUCGCCGCCAAAGAUUGAGACUCUUUCCGGGUCGAAAACAGAAUGUAAAUUGGACAAGUCGUCGUCGAGUUGUGAUUUUUCACCAUUAAAGGGUGAGAACGCAAAUAACCGGCACAGAUCGACCCCAAAAUUGGACAGCGUCCGUUCUGGCUACGACGAGUCACUCCAAAGGCGUGAAGGUACGCCGGGAAAGAAAGAAAGUUCCCAGUCUCGCAGAGACUCGCUAUCAAAAUCAGAAAGCGGUUCUUCACACAGCGGUAGACAGUUAUCGGGGAACAGUUCCGGAAAAAAUGUUUCUCGACAAAUAUCCCGGACCGAUUCCUCCGACAGUGCUGCCAACGUGCUAAACGGAAGAUCCAAAUCUUCGUCGGCUAGUUCAAUGACGAGCCUGAGUGCGAAAAUAAGAACGACACCCCCGCCGCCUUCGGGGAAGUCUAGCUCGGGAAGUACGCGUCAGAGUACUCCGGUGGACGGAGGAGCUCGGGGAAAACCACCGGUCCCGAAAAGCGACAGCGGGGGAACUGCGAAGACGUCCGCAAAGUAUAUCAACAAAGAUUUCCGUAAAUCAGCGUUGAACAUGGAAAGUGGAGAAAUGUCACGUUCCAAACUCGAACGCAAACGUCUGAAAAAACGUCGAAGUGCGUCGAUAAGUUCUCAGGACUCGCAGUCCGAGCCGAAUUCAGAGUCGAUACAUCAGGUCGCCUCAUCGGGCUCCUCAACAUCGGUUAAAUCGAACCAGUCCGGUUCCAAACUGAAGCUACCGUCGACCGUGUCGAAGGGGUUGAUUCCGAGAGUUGGUACCCCACCGCAACGUGGCAGCCCCGUAACUUCCAGUCACGAAGUAAAGAGCAACAGAAGCUUUUCGAAGUCACCAUCGAACAGAAGGAAGAAUCAGUCACGAAGCGCAACUUCCAGCUCGGAAAGUAUCACCUCCUCCAGCUCGUCAAGCAGCGAAGAGGAAGACGCGGAGCAGCGCUCCAAUUCCCGGCGAAGACGGAGAAGAGCCUCAAGCUCUCCCGUCGAUAAGCGAUGCAGAAGCAGCGUAGGUUCGUCGCGAACUAGCAUGCUGGCGUCUUCGGCCGACGAGCUAUCCUUGACCACAGACAGACCGCCACGUCCGCCGGCGAGUCCAAAGUCCCGCAGCGAGGUUUCGGUGAAGACGGAAGAGGCGAAGUCGUUUCUGAUGAGGGCACUUGCCCCUGUAACUAAUUUGUUCAAGGUGAAGCACUCCGAUUCCGGGGAGCUGAAGGCAGGCUGGCCGGCCAAUUCGACCUCGGAUGUUAACGAAGCAUCGAAAAAGAUCGGAAGUCACGGUAUAUCCCUUUCCAAGUCCAUCACUCAGUCGUUGUCAAAGAGUCUCAGCUUCACGAACUCGGAGAAGACCGAGAAGAAGCGGAAGGCCCACAAACUAACGCAUCAGGUUUCCGGGGAAAAGGCAUGGUGGAUGGAACCUAGUUCGGACAACGUGCCCGAGGGUAUUGAAAAGAUGAGCGUUCACAGUGAUGAUAUUAGCCAAGACACAACUGCCAGCAACGUACUUUCCGACGACGGUAACUUCAAACUGAAGAUCUGGCGGCAAGAUUCGAGUGACAAAGCGUGCUGGCUGGACGCGAACGAAAAUAUCCCGGAUGACCUUGGAAAAGAGUCGUCGCCAAACUCUCGAGGUAGCACCAAAUCCGAGCGGCGUAAUCGAAUAAAACACCAACAGUCGGGGGAGCGUGCAUGGUGGAUGAACGAGGACCCGGAGAGUGUUCCCGAGGGUGUCGAGGUGAUACUCCCGGCCCGUCGAACGCCGCCGCCGCGGAGCAACGAGAAUUCGAAUAAUUUCAACCAGAAAGAGACGAGCAAAAUAAGACACAUCGACUCCGGGGAAAGAGCCUGGUGGAUGGACAGCUCGGUGAAUGUGCCAGAGGGAGUUGAAACGAUACGCGUAGAUACUUCGAUCAGCGCUUCUGACUCCUCGGAAUCCCUCGAAAACGUCGAGGUUGGCCCCGUGCCACCACCGGAAGUGCAACUUAAGAGAAGUCUGUCUAGGUUUCCAAUUGAAUUUCCACCGCCUCCACCCGACGAACCACUCGGGGAUCGCGCCAGCCCCGAAGGGGUCGAAAAUCCUCCAGAUCCGCCGGACAGUUACGGUGGGCGGAAUUCUCCGUACGACAACGUGAAACCUGGGGUUGAAUCGCCCAUCAGGAGAUCGCCGCCCAGAAAGCGGCCGUCAACACUGCCGCUGUUCAUCGGCAACCACACCAACAUCGACGACCUACUCGGUGUCACCGGAAUUCCUCGACAUAGCCCGUUGACCUCCCGGAUCCACAUGAAGGAGUGCACCCAAGAAUCUUCCGAGGAGAGCUCCGAGUGUGAGGAAAUAGACGCGGAUCAGGUCAUUAUUCACGAUAGCACUCCGCAGAUCCCGGUCAUACGUCGAAGAAAUAGGGACUUGGACAGACCUCAACCGGAUGGCUACAUUCCGCUUGACGAUACGGCUCUCCAGUUAUACAAGGACGGUGACUACGGUGCCUACCUGGACCUGGAAGCUUCCAUCACCGAGCAGCAAGAGGAAUUCGAAGGUUUUCAGACCAAUCGCAAGAAUUCUAUCGUUCUGAGGACACAGCUGUCCGUACGAGUACACACGAUAAUUGAAAAAUUGCUCAACAGCGAAGGCAGAGAGCUAAGGCGGGCCUUGUUCUCUCUAAAGCAGAUCUUCCAGGAAGACAAAGAUCUUGUACACGAGUUUGUACAAAAUGACGGACUGGCCUGCCUCAUCAAGGUCGGAAAUGAAGCUGACCAAAACUACCAGAAUUACAUACUUCGCGCCCUCGGUCAGGUGAUGCUGUACGUCGACGGAAUGAACGGAGUUAUGGAACACGGACAGACGGUCCAGUGGCUUUACACGCUUAUCGCGAGUCGUUUCCGCCUGGUGGUGAAAACAGCUCUGAAACUUCUCCUGGUAUUCGUGGAAUACGUCGAGACGAACAGUCUUCUCUUGGUAAGGGCGGUGAGAUCUGUCGAUACAUCCAGGGGCAUGAUACCGUGGACGAACAUCAUGAAGCUCCUCAAGGAUUACGACGCCGCCGAUACCGAGCUACUGAUAUACGCGACAUCCCUCGUCAACAAGUGUCUGAACGGAAUACCCGACCAGGACACCUACUACGAUCAGGUCGAUUGUUUCGAGGAGCAGGGGAUCGAGGGCAUCAUUCAGAGGUACAUGUCCAAACAGGGCACCGACCUAGAUCUCCUCAGGCAGUUUCAGAUAUACGAGGCUGUACUGCAUCACGAGGACGGCGAUGACAGGGGCACGCCCAUACGUCAGCUCGACGACAAUAUCAGGAAAACUCUUCGAAACCGGAAGUCACUCGUGGAUUCGCACGAACGACGAAAGUCACGGAGGCACUCGACCGGCACUUCCCCACUCUCGAUGUCCUUGAAUGCUCGCCUAAGUCCGCGGCUUAAUCACACUUUAGGUCUCAGCUCCCUCAGCAGCACCCUAAAUUCAACUUUGCCGGAUGACGGCGACGAGUCGAGUAGCUCGCAGAGUUCUCAAGGCCUAGGAGACGUUCAGCUGAACGGCAGCUACAAGGAAAACAAGGUCGACGUCGGUGUUACUCCGGCACUGCGACGACGUCGAGAGCGUGCGGAGAGGCAACGCAGCUUCAUCAGAGAACAGCAGGAGGCGACUGCAAACAUGAGGGCGUCCAUCGGCCACUCGGAUGAUCAGGAGAGUUCUUUUCCAACCAACGGUCAUCGCUACGCGAAUGGAUCGCCAUACGACGGAAAUACCGAUUCGUCAUCGAACAAACUAUCUCGUGGCGGCAGUAGAAAAGACUUGACUCCCCUGAUGAACGCGGCCAAUAAGCUUGAUUCCGAAGAGAAAAAACCGUGGUACGGUAAGAGCCCGGACGAAGGCGUCGAGUGCGACGAGGGAAAUCACACUGAUGACGACGAGGACCGGGAUCGGCGAGUAGUUCUGCAGGUCAAAAGAGAAGGAACGGUCAAAGACCUUACCCAGAAGUUGGCUGCCCAAAACCUCAUUCCAACUAGCCCGGUCGAGGACAAAGUCUCGAGGAUAGGCGACAUGAGCGGCUUAAUAUCGAAGGCCAAGGAGGGCUUAGCGAAAUCAAAGUCCAAAGCUGACGUGCUGAAAUCACCCACCGGAGAUAAUAUUCCAAAGAUCACCGAGAUCAAAAAGUCCGAGAACGAGUUGCAUUGGGAAGAACUGGCAAGCAAGCUGUCUCGACCUUUAGCCUUGUGCGAUCUUGAUUUCACCGAUCUCAACUCCGAGGACGAGGUUGACGUUCUGAGCCCCGUUAGCGUGGUCAAUGGCGUUCCGCCCCCGCCGCCUCCCAUGGCUCCUUCUUCUAUGCCGGGACGAGCUCCACCUCCGCCACCUCCUGGCGUCCGACUACCGCCUCCACCCCUCCCCAACACGUCGCUUCCUCUAUUCGGGGUGAAUUUAAAGUCCCAGAGGUCAUCUCCGAACGGGGACUCGGCUGGCUCGCCGAGAAGUCCGGUCCUCGCUAAUAAGAAAAGCAAGAAAACGGUCAAACUGUUUUGGAAGGAAGUUAGGGACGAUCCAAUCAUACUUUCGAGGUUGGAUAAGAAUAAAAUGAUAUGGGAUGAGCUUUCUCCCGUACUCGUCGACACUCAGAAGCUGGAGCAUCUCUUCGAAAGCCGGGCAAAGGACUUGAUCACAAAGAAACAGCAAGAAAUGAACAAGAACAAGGAAAUCAUCGUUCUGGACCACAAACGAUCCAAUGCAAUAAAUAUCGGAAUGACGAAGCUGCCACCGCCGAGAUCCAUCAAGACCGCAAUUUUGAAGAUGGACGCUACAAUCAUGAACAGGGAGGGAAUUGAGAAACUAUUGACAAUGUUGCCAACCGAGGAAGAAAGAUCGAGGAUUCAAGAAGCCCAAGCUGCGAAUCCAGACCUCCCUCUGGGCUCUGCCGAACAAUUCCUUUUGACACUGGCCUCUAUCUCCGAACUUCCGGCGCGAUUGAAAUUGUGGGCUUUCAAACUCGAUUUCGAAAACUCCGAGAAGGAAAUAGCGGAUCCCUUGAUGGACCUGAAGCAAGGAAUGGAGACCUUGAAAGUGAACAAGACAUUUCGUGGAAUACUGAGCACGCUUCUCUCGAUCGGGAUAUUCCUAAAUGGAAACGAGGUAAAAGGAUUUCAACUCGAGUACCUGGCCAAAGUACCUGAAGUCAAAGACACUGUACACAAACACUCUUUGCUACAUCAUCUCUGUCACAUGGUAAUGGAAAAGUUUCCUGAUUCGACCGACUUGUACUCCGAGAUCGGUGCCGUGACGAGAGCAUCGAAAAUAGACUUCGACGAACUCUCCAGUAACAUAGGAAAGUUGGAAAACGAGUGCAAAGCAUCCUGGGAUCACCUAAAACUGAUUGCCAAACACGAUGGUUCGACCAUGAUGAAAGUGAAGAUGUCUGACUUCCUGUCUGAUUGUGCCGAGCGUAUAAUCGUUCUCGGCAUCGUACACAGGCGAAUAAUAAAUCGAUUUCACAAGUUCAUACUUUGGCUGGGUAUACCUCUCCACCGUCUCCAAGACACGAAGCCAAACGAGUUUUGUAGAAUAAUAUCCGAAUUUGCCCUCGAAUUUCGAACUACGAGGGAGAGGGUAAUACAGCAGCUGGAGAAGAAGGCCAAUCACCGGGAGAGAAAUAAAACGAGAGGAAAGAUGAUAACAGAGGUUGGCAAAUUUCGAACAAAAGAAGACAGGGAAGACGCGGAGCUAAGACAGGUCCUGGGAUGCGAUAUCUCAAAUGUCGAAACAAUUCACGGAACUCUGCCGUGGAGGAGACAGCGGAAGGAAGGUCGCACAGUCCUGGGUCCCCUCCUGAGGGACGAAUCCACGAAUGGCAAUCUGACCGACGGAGACGACGAACUUCUCGAGUCCCUCGUCAAAACUGCAACAAAGUCUCCGGCCACGAGGACAACACCGCGAGAACGAAAGCGGACACGCCACGCCGAUCGUAAGUCCCUGCGUAGAACAUUGAAGAAUGGUCUCUCCGAAGAAGAGAAGAAGCACAUCGCCGCAUACAUCAAGGGCUAUUGACUGUGAUACAUGGGAAUCGCGCGAGCCGAAGAAAUCUCGGAGUUUUUGACGGAAGUUGGAAGAAGACUGCGCCAUACUGUCUGUACUGGCGAGGGCUUGAGCAACUUCUGCGUUUUUAAUCGACGCGCGUUUUUGAGAUUUAUGUUAGUCUUAUCUCGUAAACUCCUUCUACUUUUUUUUAGGAUUAUAAUGGAUCCUAAACCUUCCUAUUAUGAAUAUCUUGCCAAACUUGCGACAGUCAAAUAUUGGCUGAAGCAUUAUUAAGUAAAUUUAUUACAUACAAAGACGAAACUUGAUGAUUUCGGUCCAAAGUAUAUAUGCAUUAUACGUUACGAGUAAAGUCGUAGUAUGAUAGAAAUUUUGGGUACUUUGCUCGCCUUAAGAAAUUAUUACAUUGUGUAUCUAAGGCAGAAAAAGGGCGAUUUCGAGUAUGAUAUUUGCCUUCCGAACGAAGCGAGGGUGGUGAUCACAAGAGUGGAAUCGUCUUCCGCCCAUCAUGUGCAUAAUUUUUUUUAUCGUAAUCCCUUUGAAAAUUCGCCUUUUCGCGCAUAAUAACCGGGUGCAAGAAAUUGCUAUUCUCAUGUACAUUUUUCAAGCCAGCCGACAUGAAAACUUGCACCCAUUAGGAGUGUGCAUGAAAAAGGGAAUUUUGUGCCGGGUUCACGUACCCAAAAAUGCGGUUUCUCAAAGGGGUUGUACAAGAAAGUAAUUCACGUAGGUAUCUAUCUAUCUACCUAUUUACCUACCUGCCUACCUGUCCAGCUAUCUAUCUAUCCCUCUAUCCCUCUAUCCGUCUAUUUGUCUACCUACCUACCUACCUACCUAUCUAUCUAUUUGUCCAACUAUGCAUCGACAUAUCUAUCAAUCUCGAUCAGUCUUGAUCCAUUUGUAUACUUGCCUAUAUUCGUAUGGAAUUUGGGCAGGUACAAUUCUCACAUUGAAAAUACGUGCAGUGUACUGCAAGUUGCGGCUGCUAGUCACGCCGAAACCCUGUCAGCGUUCCCUCACAUCCAAUGCUCACGAACAGAUUUUGGAAAAAAAUUACUACCGCAUCGACUACUUUGGGGAUUGGCGCAUGUUUGUUAUUUGUUACUACAAAUUUUGUGACUGAAAGUCUUCUUCGUGAAAAACAGAAUUUUCGAUCUAGUAACUGGUAUUACUGCAAUAAUUUCAGCAGAAAACUACGUCAUCUUUCAUUUUUCCAGAGUUUUCGUAAAUCCAACAGUAAUAUUCUUCCGUAUGUGUAUACCCGUCAUAUUUUAUUCAUUAUCAUCAUCAUCCGCUGGUCCAGAGUGAACUGAAAGAGACGAUGAAUUCCUGUCAGUUGAUACUACGAAUCAACGAGCGAUAUGCCAUUGUUGAAGUCUGUGUGUUAUCCCCGUGCUUCUAUCUUACAAGAAUCAGAACCGAGGUAUUGCAGAUCAGGUUUUUCCCACCCGAGAAAGCAACUACACAGAUUUCUUACGGUCCAAGUUAGAAAAUAGUUUAGUCAAGUACGUAUCCUUAUAUUUUCAGCGUACAACGUAACUCACAAUCAGCUAAUUUGAAGUAAAGAUAAGCAACGUUGCAUUAUUGUCUGGUUGGAUAAUUGUGUAUACAAUCGUAUUGUACUCUAGUACAACACGAAACGUUGUAGUCAUCCUUUCAAUUUCUAUUUUGAACGGCGAACUUGGACGUGUUUAAACAUGCUUCGAUGCGAAAAUUCGGCUAACCGGCAAAUACAAUGAUUGUAAUUAAUUUCUUUACCCGCUGUAUCAGUCCACUUGGAAUUCUCCACGACGCAGCAAGCUUCCUCUGGCAUUAUAUCAUGAGUUACGUAGAAUACAAAAAUCUGUCAAUAAUUAUAUUAUAAAGGCGGGGGUUUUGGUUUAGAGUUGUAAAGAAAACGUGGUGAUAAGAUUAGCUUGUGAUUCGCGAAUUGUGCCUCUCUUAUUUGUGAUCUGGAUGUAACCAUGCCAGAUAUAUAUUUAUAAUGCCGAACUCUUUCCAUAAUCUGAACAUUAAAUGUAAUCACAACGAAUGGAGUUUUCUAUUAAAAUAUAAAAACUGCUAGAAGUUCGCUAAAUUGGGAUUGGAAAGCAACGUAGGUAGUCAAAUUUUUUUUCUAUACCAUAUUUACAAUACUAUACACUAUAUUAUAUAUGUAAUAAACGAAUAUAAUUUAA